CCGCUCAGCCAGCAAUGAUUUGUCCCUCUCCGCGCUCCGUCAACGUACACCAGCUUAGCUGUCUGCGGCAUGGCUCCUCUCCUCUAGGCUGUACGCAUCUGGCUGGCUGGACCUUCAUAUUGCUAUCGUGUUGUUAGGCUAGCUCAUACAUGACAUGAUACACCUCGGGUUCUUGGCCAUGGCACCCGGUUUCAUGCCGAGGCGCCUGAUCGCCUUCCUCCUCAUCUUUUGUGUCCUCCGCCGGGGUAAGGGGGGCAGCACAACCUCGCCGGGGCAGCAGAACCUGCUGUGUGGCUCGCAAAAGUACGAGAUGGGCAGCCCCUACGACGACCACGUUCGCUGGCUUCUCCCCAACCUCACCGAGUCCGUCAUCAAGGACGGCGCCAUUUCCGGCUGGGCUGACGCUGGCAACGUGGCCAGCGACCCUGGUGAUGGGGUGGGUUGCGUGGCCAUGUGCUACGCGGACCACAGCCGGGAAGACUGCGCGCAGUGCCUCAGGUACGUCGCCGGCCGGUUCCUCCAAGGGAAGGCCUGCCCCAACGCCAGGAACGCGACCGCCUUCUACGACACCUGCAUGGUAUGGUACUACCAGCUCUCCACGGUGGUGGGCUUCGGCUACUUAUACGUGGCGUUCAGAAGCGAUUUGGGGCUUGACCUCACCGGCAGCCAAGAGGCCGCGAGCUUCUGGAAGAAGCGGAGAUUGCUUCUCCAAGAUCUAUCCAGCCAGGCCAUUGCGUCGAAGCAGUACGCCGCGGCCAGCAGCACCGAGUACGGCUACGGCAGCGCCGUCCAAAGCAUCUACGGCCUUGUCCAGUGCCAGAGGUUCCUGUCCAGAGAAAACUGCAGCUCCUGCCUCAAGGCCUUGGCACUCUUCGUUACCAUUCAACCCAGCACCCAGAAUAUGACUAUAGGCGCGGUCAAAACUUACUGGUGCUACAUCAGAUAUGGGACGGAGAAGUUCGCUGAUUACAUCUCCGAAUACAUGGCGACGCUGCCGUCGCCCAACGACGCUUGGGCAACAGCACCUGCCAUGGCACCGACACCACCACCACCCCACCAAGGGUGGGCAACAAUGAUAAGAGUUAUCAUCGCUAGCUGCAUCAGUAUCGUCUUGGUGACCGGGAUUAUGCUUCUCCUUGGGUACCUCUUCCGUGGGAGGAUGUUCUGUGUGACUCCCAGGCAAAGCAUACAACUUGGCAGCUUGGCGCCAAUGCAGUUUUCAGCCAGCCAGCUCAGGGACGCGACUAACAACUUCACUGACCCACUCGGCAACGGUGCAUUCGGUACCGUGUACAAGGGUACCAUAGAAGGGAAGGAGGUGGCCGUAAAGAAGCUUCACAGCAAGGAUGGAGUCAUAGGUGAGGCCUUCGCCAGUGAAGCCCGCAUACUCAUGGCGAUCAAGCAUAAGAAUCUGGUUAAGCUGCUAGGGUACUGCAACCGAGGCGACGACAGGUUGCUCUGCUUCGAGUAUCUUAGCGGCGGAAGCAUCGAUAAGCUAAUCUAUAAGAAAAGUGGGGAUGUGCUAGACUGGAGUGGACGCUACAAGAUUGUGCAAGGAAUAUGUUCAGGCCUGCACUACCUCCACCAUGAACUGGACCAGGAGCAGAACAUCGUGCACCUGGAUUUGAAGGCGAAUAACGUGCUGGUCAGCCGCGGUGAAGGAGGAGACAUCACCAGUGUGAAGAUCGCCGACUUUGGCAUCUCAAAGUUCUUCCGCAUGGAUCUAACGCACUCAUACAUGGAGCAGAUCAUUGGUCCAAAGGCGUACAUGGCACCAGAGUACCUCGGCAAGGGUAGAAUUUCACCCAAGGCCGACAUUUACAGUUUCGGUGUUCUUAUUCUGGAGAUAGUCACUGGGCAAUGCGCCAAAGUGGAUGAUUCUUCAGACGACUUCAUCACGUGGGUUCACGGCGAGUGGAGCAAAAGAGAUGUCCGAGCUCUCAUAUAUGUCCAUGACGAGUCGUUGUCCAGCGACUGCAUCGUACAAGCCCAAAACUGCAUCGAGAUAGCGAUGGAUUGCAUCCAGGAAGAUCCCAACAGCAGGCCGGACGCCGAAAUGAUAAGGCAGAGGCUCUUGCGGGUAUGACCAGGGCGGAUGUGAAGAACUUCAUUGGUUAAGUUUUUUUAGGCAAAUUCGCAAAAAAAAAAUGUUUAUGUGAGGUUUGUACUGUCCUCGUUACUGGGCUCGUUUGGAUGACGUCGAGAGUGUGUUCUUUGUUCAAGCCACUGGCUUGCAUUGGGAUCCACCAAGUUGGUGUAUUUGUAACUUUAAAUUUCAUGGGUUGCGUGAUUUGCUAUUUGACGAAUUCAUUUUUCAAAUGGCUCUCGCACAGCCAUACACAAA
This is a messenger RNA of Aegilops tauschii subsp. strangulata, 2344 nucleotides long. RefSeq names its product cysteine-rich receptor-like protein kinase 15. Gene Ontology annotation, molecular function: ATP binding; protein kinase activity. Lineage: Eukaryota; Viridiplantae; Streptophyta; Magnoliopsida; Poales; Poaceae. The record is from RefSeq and is a predicted model, not a curated record. Gene Ontology annotation, biological process: protein phosphorylation.